UGAUCAUAGAACAAUGGAUACCUCUAUGUUCUGUCUGAUAUUUGCCAGUUUGGUAUUGGCAGCAACAGCAGAUAAAGGUACCACACAUAACAUACAAGACAUUUUCAUUGGUCGAUGCAUACAAUAUUCAAAUAUUGUGACGCCUGUUAAUGGUAACUGGUUAAUUGAUGAAGCCUUUAGCAAAUCACUGGAUUGCAACAACUUAUACACACAGUUUGAGACAGCGUUCGCAAACAAAGAUCCUUGUGCCAUUGAGGAUAAUGCGUUUGAGCCAUUUGUGUUAUCUGUCAGUCAAGUUCUACCAGCCAAUCAGGCUUUGUUCUGGUCAGGCACGAAUUUACUGGCUCAUCGAUACGCUCUGGCCACGUCAAAAUUGAAGACAAUGGAGGACACCCUUCUUGGUUAUCUGAUGAACAAUCUGAUUUUUUGUGGAGAGUUGAAUAGUGGUAUAAAUUAUGAUGAAUGUCCGGGAUAUGGAAAUUGUCCGAGUAAUGGAAAUGAAGUUAUGAGCACAUUUUGGGAUACCGCAUCCAAGAGUUUUGCUAGUCGUGCGAAUGGUGAAAUCGCCGUUCUCUUGUCAGGAUCUAAUGCCGAUGGCGCUUAUCGCAACACAAGUACCUUUGCAAGAAUUGAGUUACCAAAUCUAAACCCGGAAACAAUCAGUAAUGUGCGUAUCAUUGUUUCACAUGACAUUGGGACAACAAGUCCAAAGCAUGAGACCUGCAAUGAUGGUUCGUUGCUUACUCUGAAGGCAGACUUGGACAAGCGUGAAAUUAAAUACACGUGUGAAGAGGAUGAAUAUCAGUUAAUGUUGGUACAAUGUUCCAGCAACCCGGAUGCGAUUGAGUGCUAUAGUUUAAUAUCUGGAGCCAGUGGUGGACCAAUUAAGAUGCAUGCAUUAUUGUUGCUUUUUGUUGUCGCCCUCGCAAGAAUGUUGUAGGCCUACUACGCUAAUUAUCUUAAUUACUCAAUGGCGAAGACGUGGAUCGUCGUCUUUUAAUACUUAUAACACUACAAGCGUGAAUGUCAAGAAUUCGCACCAUUUUAGAUAACAUUCUAAUCUAAGGCCCAAUAAAAAAAAUUAUUAGUUUAUCACCCCCGCGCGCAUGUCUUCUAUGGUACUGGAAAAAAAAAUUUUUGAAAAAAAAAAAUUAUUUUUUGAACAUUUAAAACAAUUUUUUUUAUUUAUUUAUUUUUAAAAAUUUAUUUUAUUAAAUAGUUAGUAGAUAUUGUAAUAGUAGUAUUGUUUGCAUUGUCUAAAUCAUGUUUUACUUUGAAUAUCAAUGCACCAGCAAACAAACCAAGGGUGAUCUUUGGCUUUAGCAAAAUAAAAAAUUUGAAAAAAAAGCCUCCCUCCCCCAUCACUUUUCCUGCCCAGAUAGGGUGAUAAACUAAUAAUAUUUUUAUAGGGCCUAAUACUGUACUUGUUUAGAUUGGAUGGUACCAGAUUGGAUAUUGCAGGCUUUAAAGCUAUUCAAACAUUGGGGGCGCUGUUGACAUUGGCAUUAUCUUGUGACAAUUUCACGUUCAGGCGUAUCUGCCUAAACCCCGCCUAAACUAAUUAAUAUCGCACAAAUAAAUACUCAUAAUUAUAUUAAUAAUAAUGUGGGUAAGUAGGGUAACUCAAAAUAGUAAAAGCUGUCAAUUAUGACGCCAACUAUGAUUAGAUUAGAUUGACCAAUCAUCUGUCGGUGCUAGCGUGUAUCAAUUUUAUGGAACUCGACUAAAAUAAUAGCGAUAUUGUGUAUAGUUGCUUGUAUGUAAAAUGAAUCUAUGCAGUGUUUCUAUAAGUUAGUUUACUUUUCUUUUGUAUUUCUUUCAAUUGUUGUAAGAUAGUAUCGUAGGUAUAGUUUUGUUUAAAUUAAAAAAAACAAAUAUUUACAUUAAUCAUAUAAUUAUAAUUAUUACAUUAACUUUCUGAUAUUAUUACCUGUACUGUCUUAGUAAAAUUAUUAGUAGCGGUAUAAUGAUAAUUAUUAAUAUGAAAAUGAAUUCUAUAGUAAUUUAUAGUGGUAAUAAUAGUAUUUAUUUCAAUAAUAUGUAUUAUCAAUAUUACUAUUAUUAUAGUAAUAUGCUAAUCAGGCACACACUGCAUCUGCAGACGGUCAGAAAAUGUCGGCUGACUAUUCUAUCUCCACGUCGCUUGAUAAAGCGACACUACCUGCUGAUUAUCGGUAGCAGCCUAGCACAUUGUAGUUGAAAACGACCCAUCACACACACCUUGACGAAAGUCAACUGGUGCAGUGUGUGUCUGGCUUCAGACGACAUAACAGAAAAACGUUUUUCGCAUACAAAUCAUGUUUAUUGACCAAAUGAACCAUCACACUGACGUUAUAUAUUCACAUUGGAAUUGUAGUAAUAUUGGCAACUACUUUGAUUACCCUUUCUAUUAUGAAAAAGUAAUUAAUUAAAAAAUCUACUGAUUAAUAAUUCUCAAAAACUCAUACUAUACAUUGAUCGUAUUAGUUAUAAUAGACAGGGAAAAAUUGAUCACUAAUAUACAAAUAAAAAAAAAGUACAAAUGAGCAUAGGAACACAGACAUACAUAAUAUACAACUAUAUUAGUAUUAAACUGAUAUGUAUGCAUAAUUAUACAUAUACAGUAUUGUAAACAUACUAUAUACAUAUAUAAUUAUAUUUAUAUAUGUAUAUACAUGUUACAUAUAUUUUAUAUUAACAUACUAUACAUACAUAUACUGUAUAUACAUUGCGUAUAUGAGUAUAUAUAAUAUGUAAAUUUAUGUAUAUAAGCAUAUUUGCAAGUUUUGAUAAAACAUUCCAUUUGUUCUGAUAACAUUUAGGACAUAUAGGUUUCACUAGAACUAUGUGUAUUGUGUGGUUUGGCUAAGCCUAGGCCUAUUGUAGUGGCAAUGACCAUAAUGCCAUACACUGUAACAGAGGGUUCUGCUUGAGCAGGGAAUACAGUCAGUACAUCAACUCUCUUGAUUCAGUAAGCUAUAUUUAAACAAAAAUUGUAAUUAUGUAAAAGCAGAGUGUUAUUUAGAAACAUAAAUUUAGUGAGCAGGACUUUCGGGAGACAGGGCAAUGUGCAUCUAUCGCAUAAUGUAAGUUGAUCUACAGAAUUAUCAAGAAUACCGUCAGAGUACAAGUUCUAAUUAUAUAACUUAUAGCACGCACUUAAACGUAGACGGGUCCACAUUCAAACUUUUGGCCACAAGAUUUCAUUUGAAACAAGUGCAAUAAAUUUUUCGAAUACGCACAUUACCACCGUGGCGUGAGCGUGAUGCUCCUUUAGCCUAUUGUGGCACGGUGGUAAAGCACAAGCACUAACGUGGGGUCAUCUUGGAGGUGGGAAUAAACAAAUUUCGCCACUUCGCCUAGUUACCACUCUAGUAUUCUUUUAACUCUGAUUUGAUUUGACUUCAGUUAUGACAAGGAGUCUUCUACUGUCUCGCAUUAUGAAAAUCCACCUUCUACUGCCUUACUAAAUUAUUAAAGGGUGCCCUCUAUUGUCUUACUAAAUUAUGAAAGUGUGCCCCCAAUUGCCUUAAUAAAUUAUGAAAGGGUGCCCUUUAUUAUUUUAUUAUAAUUUGUAUAUAAAUAAAAUUAAUAGCCUUAAAUUCAUUGGCAUUAAAUAACCAUGUCAUGUCCUUGCCACAUUGUCUUCCCAAGUUAAAGGUGCCCUCUACUGACACAUUAAUCAUAAGAGCGCCCUCUACAUUUUAUAGAUAGAAACUGGCUAAAAAAGACCAGAAUUCAUUGGUAACUGCGUAUUAAAAGACCUGAAAUCAUUGGUAAUCACUGCAACAGUGUACCAUAAGUACUUUGCAAAACUCAACUAUGACAAUCUAUCUUAUGUUGAUUUAAUUUGUACAUAAAUAUGGUAUUUGUUAUACUCCUCAAAUUAAUAAAGAACAAGUUGUCAUCACUAUGAUA
Messenger RNA from Anneissia japonica, 3897 nucleotides. Its product is annotated as ADP-ribosyl cyclase/cyclic ADP-ribose hydrolase 1-like. Gene Ontology annotation, molecular function: phosphorus-oxygen lyase activity; NAD+ nucleosidase activity. Gene Ontology annotation, biological process: positive regulation of B cell proliferation. Gene Ontology annotation, cellular component: plasma membrane. Bases 14 to 940 code for a protein of 308 amino acids. Lineage: Eukaryota; Metazoa; Echinodermata; Crinoidea; Comatulida; Comatulidae. The record is from RefSeq and is a predicted model, not a curated record. The transcript is spliced from 8 exons.